Messenger RNA from Plutella xylostella (diamondback moth), 2322 nucleotides. RefSeq names its product Ornithine decarboxylase antizyme (gene Oda). Gene Ontology annotation, molecular function: ornithine decarboxylase inhibitor activity. NCBI's taxonomy places the organism in Eukaryota, Metazoa, Arthropoda, Insecta, Lepidoptera, Plutellidae. The record is from RefSeq and is a predicted model, not a curated record. Gene Ontology annotation, biological process: positive regulation of protein catabolic process. Gene Ontology annotation, cellular component: nucleus; cytoplasm.
AGCCUGUAGUGACCCAGCCUGAACGCUAGUGUUGAAAACAAAAACAUACCGAAUAAACAAAAAACAACAGAGUUUAAUAUGCUGUAUCGGUCAUACAGCACUGAGAUUUUCUUUAAAAAAAUACCUAUAAUUUAGUUUAAAAAGUAGUGUUGUGAAAGAAAACAUUCCAUGUUUUAUAGUAUACUUGCUCUUAGGUAUAUUCCUAAUAGAGUUGUAUUUUGUUCUGAUAUUCUUCUAGUUUAAAUCUCCGCUUCGAAAUGGUUAUGAAAUUGUACUCAGUGUACUGCGACGAGGCGCAGGUGAGCGCGGGGGGCAGCAAGCGCUCCGCCGUCUCGGCGUCGGACGCCGAGUGCUUCUCGCUGUGCCUGGGCGCCGGGCCUCUGUGGUGGUCCGAUGCCCCUGCGGGGGACGCGGCUCCGCCCGGGGCGGCGGGCGGCGGGGCGCGCCCCCGCCCGUCCACCCCGCAACACGACGACAACAACUGUGACUUGUUGAGCGCGCUGCUGAGCGGCACGUCGCUGUCGGGCAGCGCGGAGACGCUGCUGUCGCCGCGCGACGCGCCGCCCACUGCCGCAGACCGGGAGCAGAUCAUCAACGCUAUCCUGGAGCGCAAGGAGCGCCAGCCGGUGAAGGUGGACUUCAAGAUCUUCCUGACGGAGAACACGGCGUCGCUGUGGGAGGCUGUGGUCCGCGGAGACACGGUGUACCUGCGUCUGCCGGGCGUGCUGUCCUCGGGCAGCAAGGAGAGCUUCAUGACGCUGCUCGACUUCGCCGAGGAGCGUCUACAGUGCGCCAAUUGCAUCGUCUGCGUCCGCAAGAACCGGCCUGACCGCGCGAUUCUCCUCCGCACCUUCAUGUUCAUGGGUUUCCAACUGCUGGCGCCGACAUCCGCCAUCUUGCCGCGCGAACUGGCCAAUCCCGAGUACAUCUUCCUGCACUACAACAUGCAGUAGACCGCCAAAGAGUUUGAACACCAACCGGAUGCAACGCAAAGAGGUUGCAGAAAAAAGGUCGAAGAUCGUAAGGAGGUUAAGAUCUGGUGUGAGAACUCGUUUUUUGGCGUCUGAAAGAUCUAAGGAUAGUUGUGGAGUGGAUUAGAAAUGUAACGGACAAGAUGGCCGAUUGGUUUUGAGGUUAUCUGUCAAAGAGAGUGAAUAGGGCUGUUUUUGUGCCUGUGUAACGUGUUUGUAUUCGAUUGGUGGGAUUUGGUUGGCUUGCCGACUAGGUUUUAAUGCCAGUUGGUAUAGAUUCGUUCUGGUUGCAAAGAGGAGAAGAAUUUUUUGCAACCGCCAGGAAAAAAAACAGCUUUGUUUUGUUUUUUGCGUUCGUUUGUUUCUAGUUCACUCUGCAUGGGGUUUGCGAUGCAAGAUCUUAGUUUGGAAGCGCUAUGGGAGUUAAAACGUCUUUUAGCAAACAGUAUUGAAGCACCAUACUUUUUUAAUCAUCACAUGUUCACUAAAUUGCUCCCGCUUACGUAGCUCGCCUAACAAGUCAUAGUAUUUCUUAGUAUAUAUAUUAUUACUAUUAUUAGUACUUUUCUUAAGUAGAUCUUUAGUUACUUUCUACUAAUCAGCUUGUAUGUUUGAUAGAACUCUUCCGAAAGAUUAUCGCUCAAGAAAUUCUGUAAAGGAGUUUUCGAGGUGAAAUGUUUGUAAGAAAGUUUUGUCACUUAGAUACCAGCUUUGCUUAGGCAAAAUGUUAAAGUUAAUUUCUAUUAGAAAUUUCUCUCUAAACAACUGAUUUAGUAGAAAAAUAUGUUUCUUUAAGAUUUAACAUAUAAAAAGUAUGUAUAUGUCGUCGUGUACUUUAAUAUUAUCGCCCACUCCGGGUUAGACCGCAAAAAAAAUUAAAAAAACAAAAAAAUAUAAAAAAAAUGUAUUAAUUUUAUGUUAAAAUAUUUCGACUAUCACUUAUGUACUUAUUUAAAACACAUUUCAACGUGUUUUUCCACUGAUUAAUGCUUUCCAAUAACCAUCUAAAGCAGAAGUCGAAAUAUUCUUUUCCGAAAUAAUUUUUUAAUAUACUAUUCUUAAUUUUAAGUCUACUAUUCUUUUCAUUUGAAAUAUAAAUUUUAAACAAUAGAUUUUAAGUGGUUUCAGUUUUGUUUCCCCUUUAAAAUUAAUUAAGUAUUAUAACAUCAAAAAGCAUAUUUAGCUAUUAAUUUGUCGGUCUCUGCUCAGUAACACAGUAUUUCAUUUGCUUGCUAACUAAGAAUGCGUUCGAUUCAUGUUAAAACGAGAGUAGAACCGACUAUGUAGUGUUAUUAUAAGAUUACUGUACUUUUAAUUGAUAAUACUUAAUGAAUAAAGUAAAAAAGUGAGA